AUGGCAGACACCAAAACCCUGUCGAAAUCGCCCAAUGCAUCCUCGUCCAACGCACCACCGCCCGCCUAUGAUGGGACUGUCGACUCAUCAUCACCAUCGGCCGCGGCGCCGUUCCAGACCAGCUUCGCCUCGCUAUCGCUGCACAUGAGCGACCGCAUCCGGCUCGUGCAGUUUAGCACCGACGACGUCGCCGCUGUGCGCGGCGUCCUCCAGCAGGCCUGGCGCGAAGGCAUCCAGGCGGAGCGGCCGUACUCGGUCUCAUAUGAGUUCAAGCUGCGCGGGCGGCCGUGGAGCGGCAGCGGCACGGGCACCUACGCCGUGCCGGCCAUGCUACUAAUGCGUGACCUCUUUGCGUGCCUCUACGCCCGCGGCUGGAUCAUGACGGCCUCGACCGACGUCUCCCGCAAGGAGUUUGACAAGGACACGCUCAUCUUUCGCCGACAGGGCGGCGGUCCCGCACCCCCAGCCGCCUGGAUGGCCGUCUCGUUCAAGCAGGGUGACAAGAUUCGGCUGCUCGGCGCGCCGCAGGACCUGGCCGCGGCCGUGGGCGCCAUGCUGACCAAGAUGCAGCUGCUGCAGGCGCAGGCAGCCAAGGACGCGGGCCGCGGGCACUACGAAUUCAAAAUGCACGGAUACCCCUGGUCGGCGUCGGGCGAGGCUACCAUGACAUCGAGGCUCCUGAUUUUGAGGCUCGUCGAGGUGCUCGAGAGACACGGCUGGAGUCUGUACGCGAGCAUUGACCAGAACAGCGGUCCAUCGGGCGAUAGCAACUAUAGUGAGACGGACUGCUGGUACUGCGUCAAGUCGUCGGAUUGGACGCCUGGGAGCAUCAUCAUUCAUAGAUAG
Cordyceps militaris CM01 is the source of this 846-nucleotide messenger RNA. RefSeq lists its product as uncharacterized. Bases 1 to 846 code for a protein of 281 amino acids. NCBI's taxonomy places the organism in Eukaryota, Fungi, Ascomycota, Sordariomycetes, Hypocreales, Cordycipitaceae. The transcript has a single exon. The record is from RefSeq and is a predicted model, not a curated record.